UAUUAUGUUUUGUGCUUGCCAAUCCGUCAUACGUCAACGACCAACGACAAUUGUGAACGUCAACUAACUUGGGAUAUUUACAUCUACAUUCCAUGAUGGCAAUAUUUGUGAAAUUUUCGUAAAGGUGAUAAACUAAUAUAUUUUUGAAAUGAUAAUGUCCUCGGCAAACAUGUCUCAAAAUAAUUCAUACUCAAACGAUCGUGGUUUUGAUGCAGAUUAUGUAGUAGAUCCAGCAUCUGGAGGCUUCUUUCAUGCAGACUUCAAAAGGCACGAUGAUCUCAAGGAAAUGCUGGACUCAAAUAAAGAUAACUUAAAGCUAGAAGCUAUGAAAAGAAUCAUAGGGAUGAUAGCUAAAGGAAGAGAUGCAUCUAUGCUAUUCCCAGCAGUUGUGAAAAAUGUCGUCUCAAAGAAUAUUGAAGUGAAAAAGUUAGUAUAUGUCUACCUGGAAAGAUAUGCUGAAGAACAGCAAGACUUGGCUCUCUUAUCUAUAUCAACUUUCCAACGAGCUCUGAAGGAACCAAACCAGUUAAUACGAGCAGGAGCUCUAAGAGUGUUAUCUAGCAUACGAGUUAAAGUAAUAGCACCAAUUGUGAUGUUAGCAAUAAGAGAUGCAUCAUCUGAUAUGUCACCUUAUGUUAGAAAAACUGCUGCUCAUGCUAUCCCUAAGUUAUAUAGUUUGGAACCUGAGUUAAAAUCCGAACUGAUAUCAAUAAUUCAAAAACUACUAGCAGACAAAACAGUGCUAGUGAUAGGUUCAGCAGUAAUGGCAUUCUCAGAAGUGUGUCCAAAAGGGUAGAUUUGAUCCAUCAAGUUUACAGGAAGCUUUGUGCCUUGUUAGUGGAUGUUGAUGAAUGGGGCCAGGUUACAAUUGUCAAUAUGUUAACACACUAUGCCAGGACACAAUUUGCUGACCCAAAUUUACAUAAUACAGCUAAUGAAUCGGACAAAGAUUCUUAUGACUCAAACUCUGAGUUGUCGGAUAAACCUGUCCCAAGCUUGGACCCAGAUCAUCGUUUAUUAUUGCGUUCAACACGUCCGUUGCUGCAGUCGAGGAAUGCAGCUGUUGUGAUGGCAGUUGCACAAUUGUAUUAUCACUCAGCACCCGCCAGCGAAGCUCCACUGGCUGCCAAAGCAUUAGUUAGGU
Molecule: messenger RNA, 1144 nt
Organism: Acanthoscelides obtectus
Lineage: Eukaryota; Metazoa; Arthropoda; Insecta; Coleoptera; Chrysomelidae
Source: the annotation of a GenBank genome assembly